Messenger RNA from Glycine soja, 2055 nucleotides. RefSeq lists its product as uncharacterized. The record is from RefSeq and is a predicted model, not a curated record. Bases 779 to 1639 code for a protein of 286 amino acids. Lineage: Eukaryota; Viridiplantae; Streptophyta; Magnoliopsida; Fabales; Fabaceae. The transcript has 5 exons.
AAAAAAUACUUGUGCAUAGCUCAAAAGACAAGUACACGAUGAAAUUAUAAUUAAGAUCAAUAACUAAUCUUGCUUGAACAAAGGCAAAACGAUUGAGCCAACCUAAUGACAUUAAAUGAUUGCUUGUUCCGUUCUCUUAGCUUUUUCCAUAUUUUGUAUGUAGCUUUUGUUUCAAGCAACAUUAACCGAAUUCCUCACAUUGGCUGCCAAAAUCAAUUGAUCAUUUUGGUCCAAAUAAAAGCCUGAAAUCCAAGCUAAACCCCCCACCUUCAUUAGAAACCACCUUAAUAAGUAAAUCUCCACCAAUUGGUGGCACAUCCAAGAUGGGGUCCAAACACAUCACAGACACAAAAAAAUUGUAUGGCCAAGAACAUAGUCGCAGAGGCUGAACCAAAAACAUGUUUCUUAAUUAAAAUUCCAAGCCCUUUUAUCUUAAUCUCUUGCCACUUUGAUCAUGCUAUAUAUAAUAAGCGACUAAGCCCCCAUGUUACUGCGAAUCACAAGCCAACUAUUCCCCACUCAAUGCUUGGUUGUCUCACCAUCAAUCCUUAGAUUCACUGCAAAUUUGUUUUGUCUUAUCUCACCAAAGGGCUCAUAGACUAGACAGGAAUCUUUGGCAUCCAGACAGCACAGAUAGAUCUACAAACCUGUUCAUUUGACUGAUACAGUCAUCACACAGACCCACAAACACAGACAAAAUUAUAUAUAUAUAUAUAUAUAUAGAUAGAUAGAUAGAUAUAUUAUAUAAAAGUGGGAACAAAGAAUCCACUGUAUAGGCAUGCAGAUUCUUCAAUGGCUCUUUAGAAGGGCACAUGAACAAGAAAGAAAGAGUAGCAACAACUUCAAUCUCCCUCCCAAAAGGGAAGAUAUCAGUGAACAAAAUGAAGGGAAAGAGAUAAAUCUGCUAAAGCGUGAUAGAUCAUACAAAGGAACAAGAAGAAACAAAUGGAGCAGUCCUGGUUGCAAGAACUUUAAGAUAUUCGCUUUUCUAUAUAGAAAAGACAUUCCAAAAGCUUUCUUUUACAGCACCCUCAACUUGAAGAGAUUAGGGAGCUUUAAUAGAAAACAGUUUUUGUACUUCAUGAAGAUGAAGAGAGAAGAAUCAUCGUCCAGAGAUGUUGGAAAUGUUAACAAGGCAGAUUCAGGUGGCCAACAUGUUGGAAACAAGGUUUUGCCCAUAACUGAGGCACCAUUGUCAUCCUCAGCUGAAAGAAGUGACCAAUGUGAUGCCACAGAAACUAAAGGUCAAACCAAAGGGGACAAGAAAAAGCCAAUGUCGAGAAUGAAAGAGCUACUUAGAUGGGCUGCUUCUGCCAAGACAGAGAAAGGAGGGAAAUUCAAUGGGAGAAAGGUCUUAAUGUUCAGAAGGCGUGGAACCCUGAAAGCAGUUCCAGAUGAUGACCAUGGUUGCACUGACUCACCCAAGAUCAGUUUCAGAUGGGAUGUGGAAAGUUGCUCCACCACUUCCUCUGUCUACUCCGCUAUCUCAAUAGCUUCCUCAUCAAAAAAUGAACAAAACCAAAUUGCAACUUCCACUAUAUCCAUCCCUCCUGAACACACUGGCCAUAACAACAACACUAGUAGAAAAAAAGGAAACUGGAUCACAACAGACUCUGAAUUUGUGGUGCUGGAACUAUAAAAACAAUGAGGCUAGAGUGGAUAUUCCAUGUGUGGUAAAGUGUUAGUUGGCAAUCUACAUCACAAAUUAAUGCUUUAAAAAUGUGUCAUGUUCAUGGAUGAUUUGUGCCAGAUAUUUCUAGAGAUUUUAUGUAACUUAACUAAAGAUAGAGAGAUGAAGAGUCAAGGGAAAGAGAUGUUAUAUCAGUAAUAAAUUAUCUGAAUGUGCUAGAUGGUGAUGAUCAAACGGAUCAAAUGCCAUGUGCAUGACAUGAGAAUGUUUGGCAUCUACAUUAUUAGGGUAUAAAUUAAUUACUUUGUUGACUGACCUAUUUAAUGUAUAUGGUUUUCCCAGUCAGUGGGACCACUUAUUCCUGUAAAUCUCUAAUAAUCUGCAUUGGUGAUUAUCGGAAAUGAAAGUUUAAUUAAUGUCAUGUA